Rhinolophus ferrumequinum (greater horseshoe bat) is the source of this 747-nucleotide messenger RNA. It is a transcript of the gene ANG, whose product is annotated as angiogenin. Gene Ontology annotation, molecular function: nucleic acid binding; RNA nuclease activity. The coding region runs from base 114 to 572 and encodes 152 amino acids. NCBI's taxonomy places the organism in Eukaryota, Metazoa, Chordata, Mammalia, Chiroptera, Rhinolophidae. The transcript is spliced from 2 exons. The record is from RefSeq and is a predicted model, not a curated record. Gene Ontology annotation, biological process: defense response to Gram-positive bacterium; angiogenesis; antimicrobial humoral immune response mediated by antimicrobial peptide.
AGCUGGAACCCAUCUCCUGGAACAAACAGCUGGAAGCCACCUUCAGUUGGAGGGAAAUUUCCAGAUUUUUGUAAGAUUAUUCUCACCCCUGGCAGGAGCCUUUGUUGGAAGAGAUGAUGCUGGGCCUGGGUCCCCUGGUGUUGGUCUUCAUGCUGGGUCUGGGUCUGAUCCCACCGACUGUGGCUCAGAUCCCACCGACCGUGGCUCAGAAUAAAGACAGGUACAACCACUUCCUGAGCCAGCAUUAUGAUGCCCAACCAAGUGGCCGGAAUGGCAGAUACUGUGAAACCAUAAUGGCGAGACGACGCCUGACGAAACCCUGCAAAGACAUCAACACCUUUAUUCAUGGCACCGAGAACAACAUCAAGGCCAUCUGUGAUAACAAUGGAGAGCCUUACAAAGAAACUUUAAGAAUAAGCAAAUCUCGCUUUCAGGUCACCAUUUGCAAGCAUGCAGGAGGGUCCCCCAAGCCUCCCUGCCGGUACAGAGCCACACGAGGGUUCAGAAACAUUGUUGUUGGCUGUGAAAAUGGCUGGCCUGUCCACUUUGAUGAAUCCAUUUUCCGUACAUAACCAGCAGGCCACUGGCCCAGAGUUAGCUCUGCUCUCCUUUCCUUGCAUUUCCCCUGUCCACUCUAGAAUAGUGGUGGCAACAUUCCUUGCCAGGGGCCCAGAAAAAUGAGCUGCCUGGAUCUUAUGUUUCCUGUUUUAUAAUAUGAUUAAUAAAUAAAAAUGCCUCUGAAAUCAA